AUGAACGUUUCAUCAGCAAACAGUUGUUCUCUUCCAAUGGCUCAUGGUAUUCCACUUAUCUUAGUCAACGCUAUCGUUUGCGUUUUGGGAACACUUGGAAAUUUGCUUGUUUGUUUGGCCAUUGCUACAAACUCCCGCUUACGCCGAGCCUCCAACUACCUUCUAUUCAGCUUAGCAAUCGCUGAUCUAAUCAUCACCUUCGUAUGCGAGCCAAUCGUUCUGGAAUACAUCAGCUACCUAACAUUCUUCCACGAGUGCAAAAGAAGCCCGCAACUACGUGUGUACUCCAUUUCUUCUGGUCUUUCAUGCCAAUCCUCAGUCUUACAUUUGGCGGCAAUCAGUCUUGAUCGUUUCAUUGCCGUUGCGUUUCCACUGCGUCACAACAUCUUCAUGGAAAAAGGCGGACUAAAGGUUAUGCUCAUAGCAUCAUGGUCCAUUCCGAUUCUUACUUCCGUUUUACCCAACAUCAUCAAGAUUCCGACAAGUUCCACACCCGUCUUUUAUUUUAUCAGAAUUGGAAUCUUUGUCUUUAGCGGUUUAAGUAUUUUCUUUUUUCACUUUCUGAUUGUGGUAGCUCUGCUCUACUACAGGAAGAAAACAAAGCAGCUGAGAGCUCGAACCGUUUCAGUCCGGGUCACUUGCACACUGGCUAUCGCAACAGGCGUCUUCACCGUUUGUUGGGUUCCAAUAAUUACUCUGCUUGCCGUUGACAAAUGGCGGAGAAGCCCUCUACACUUUUGGCUCCAAACUCUGGCUCUGUCAAACUCAGCCAUGAACUUUGUGAUUUACUCUGCUAGAAUGCGGGACUUCAAAGAUGCAUAUGUUGGUAUCUUACGCAAGAUGCUCUGCCUGUAGAGCGCUUGCCGUUCACUACAGUUUCAAGAUCUGACAAACUUCUGAGAAAGUUGAGCCCGUAGUUAUAUAAUCGUUAUCGUUAUUAUAGGUAAAUGCUGCCCAGAAAAGAAAAUAGUUCUAAAAAGACUUAAAAGUUUGAAGUGUCAGUUCCAUUCACGUAUGAUUUUCGAAGUUGUCCAAUCACAAAUCCCUGAGAUUUUGGGGAGCAUACCCGUAACGUUUUUAGUCAAAAAUAGUGAAGGAAAGAGGUAUCAGAAAAUCUUACGUUUUCUUAAUAGUUCGUUUGAAAUAAUCUGAAUUCAUUAGACUUAAAAAUGACAAAAAUAAUAAUAAUGAUAAUCUUCACUCGUUCAUUUUCUGUGACCCUUUUGAUAAACUCUUAGCGGAAAAAGAACGCAGGCAGAAGGACGACCACUAUCAAGAAUAAAAAGUGAAAGUGCAAAAGAUCUGGAACUGUAAAAGUAUUUCUGUCAUCCCUAUUAAGGGGCUCUUAAGACUGUAAGUUAACACCUAAGGAUGUGGAUCAGCAAGUUGUGGAUCAGCAAGAUAUUUAGAAGGACCCUAGUACACCUAAGGCUAUAGGAUGUCCAAAAAUAAGAAAGUAUCAUAGGCAAGAGUUACAUUUAUACCCUUUAAAUUUCGUUAAUUUACCAAAUAAGUUCUAGUAUUAAAUGUAUUUAAUAAAUUCCUUAGUUUGUCCUCUUAAGCUGACUCCACUUUACUGUUUUAUUCACACUAAAACAAAACUGUGUGUCCAACAAAGGUGAAAUCAGGGUGAAAUUAAUUUUGCUCAUUUAUGUUAUAUCUUGUGCUUUAUCAACAUUGCCUACAAGGGUUAAAACAACGAUAAGAAACUCUACCAGCUGAUAUUUCUGUGCUUCGGAUGUUCUCAUUUUCUGAGUACGUUUUCUACUGAGCUCCAAUUCUUUCUUUACGGAAACUGUCUCAAAAGUAAAAUAACAAGUACCGGAUUUUGAGCGAAAGAGCGAAGAGCCGAAAACGAAACUCUGUUGGUACACAUAGGAUCUCUACGAGAUCUUGUCCACAAAAUAGCACAUAUAGGGAUACACUGAGAUGGACAAAAUAUAAUAAUAUAUCAGCGGCCAACCAGAUUAUUAUACAGCGUAGCGUUUGUAUUAUUUCUAGUGAAUGACGUGAAAAUGAUAUGAAGAAUUAUGCAGAUUGAUGACGAGAAAGCUAUCUUGCUGUUUACUUCCUUGUUUCCAGCGCCUGAAACAGGGUUGUUGGAUGCCAUAUCUGCCUGGAAACGAGGCUGCUAGGGCAUGUACCAUGGAAUCCAUAUACAUAAAUUGCUCGUAAUUUCCAAAAAAGAUAAGCGCCAGCUAGUUAUCAAAAAUUAGCGGAGUGACUGGAGCCAGUCAAACGGCGAAAUAUUUUAAAUGGAUAACAAUAUGUCACAUUAACCUUUCUAGCACGUUAAUAUUGAUAUUGAUGUUUUGAUCUUGUCGAUAAUCUGGCUUGUCUGGUUGCCCUUGCAAAAGCUUAGAGAAUGUUAUCUUAUCUUUGUGAAUCAACUUCAUAUAGGUCCUUAGACUCGAUCGGCAUUAAAUUAAAUUUGCUUACGUCAGAGUGGGCGGGAAAAACAGAUACAUUUUUAACGUACGGUAAACAACCGCGCCUAUGAUUUCGGGGUUUAGGCUGAUCAUGUUCUUAUUUACAGGGAGUGAAUCAGUCUAAAAAUGUUUUUAAAGCGUUCUUAAAAUUUGUUUAUUUCAAGAGGUAAAACUAACAUACAAUGUUCUAUUACCUACACUAAAAAAUAAAUUUCAAAAAUAAAUACAUACCAUGGCUAUAAUAUAAGUAAACAUUAACAACAUCAACAANGUUUAGGCUGAUCAUGUUCUUAUUUACAGGGAGUGAAUCAGUCUAAAAAUGUUUUAAAAGUGUUCUUAAAAUUUGUUUAUUUCAAGAGGUAAAACUAACAUACAAUGUUCUAUUACCUACACUAAAAAAUAAAUUUCAAAAAUAAAUACAUACCAUGGCUAUAAUAUAAGUAAACAUUAACAACAUCAACAAGUCAACAUCAAACUGUUAAGUAGUUUUAACAUUUGUUUUCAUUUCUUAAUUCACAAGACCAGCAGCCCCUGAGUUUGUAUGGUCCAGCACACCAGAGUAAUUUAAUAUGAGCACAGUUACUGUUUUGGUCUCUUAUUCUGGCAUCCUUUUUCUUUUUAUAUAAGAACAUGUUUCAUUUAUCAGGCUGAAUUGUGUCUUAUACAUAUUGUGGUUUAUUGUCCAACUUUAAGCCUGAUGUUCUUAAUCCGCUUGCUCUUAUAUGCGGGUGUUUACUGUACUACAAACUUGGACUUAUUUUUAUUCAUAUAAAAAUAUAACACUGCCAAAAGUAGACGAAAAAAAAAUGAGCAAUACCGAAUUACAGUGUCCUACCCUCCGAGGAGAGGCUACAUUUUCGCAGUAUGAGCUGGCGUGGGAAAAGUAGCCUCUGCCGACAACCGUUCAAAUCCUUCCAGAAAUCUAGACAAAUAAUUUAAAAUUCAGGUUUUUACCUGUUCUUCACUGGUUUAGAACAUUCCGUAAGUCUUGCGUCAGCGAAUGAACGCUGACCAUUAUUGCGCCUUCAUGCAUCCCUUCGCGCCAAAUUCUCGCGCACGAACGCGGCCCCUGGUUACGUAUUUAAAAGAGCGUCGUCAACUUGGAUAAAAUCUGUAUUUUAAAGCUGUCGGAAUACCAAAACAAGCUGCUGCCGGUGCUUCUUACGAGACGUGGUAAAGAUCUUUAAUUUAUUAUAUGGUAGCUCUUGUUUGCCCGGAAAAAAAAUGGAUACUGCGUUGACUUUUGUUGUGUCGCCUCUCAAUGCAAGGCUGAAUGCACUGUUUUAAGACACAGAUAGGAACCGGAAAGUUCAAAAGAAUCAUUAAUCAGUUAGUGGAAAAAGAAGAAGAGAAACUUUAGUCGAACACUUAUUUGUCCUCAAGGACUUCAACAUGGUUGGUUUCUUCACGGUGGAUCGCUUGUCCUGUUCUCAAAAGAAACCAAAGCGGCAAAGUUUUUAACGAAUUUUCAGGUACAACUUGCACAUUAAUGGUCAAGGAAGUUCCGUUUUUAAAUGAAAAUUUAAGUAUUUAUAGUUGUUUUAUAGAUGUUUUAUACGACUUGAGAAGGAUUUUGACGUUGGCAUUUGCAUUGAUGUCUUCGGCCGCUUUGAAAUGCGUGAAAUGAUAUGAUCUCUUCCUCUGGCUUAAAAACGUCUUUAACAUGAGUGUAUUACUAUAGGUAAUAAGCCUGAAAAAAACUGCCGUUUGAAGUUAAAGUGUGCUCCCUGCAAAAGCAGACAGGACUUACUACAGUUGAUAGCAUAAAAAAUACUUUCCUGAAAAAGACCAUCCGUGGAAAGUUUGCAGCUAAAAUACUUAAAACCAGAGGGGGCGAAGCAGAAAAACAAAACAAAAGCUCGAGGAGAGUUGUUCGCAAGUAGUUGUCGCAAGUUUGAUUCCCGCGAAACUCACGCAGAGUUACACCAUCUUUUCGCCUUUGGAAAAAUUGUUACGGAUGCAUUGAUGCUACAUAUCAAAAGCUGGAAAAAUGUUUUAAAACGCUUUUCGGAGCGUUGGUAUAACCCAUAAACGACUAUUCCACCGGCGCGUUUUUACGAAGUUUCAUUUCAAAAAACGGUAGUUUCAUGACCAUUUAAGCAAUUAACUUAGGGUGCAAAUAAGCUUUCAGAAAGAAAGAAAACAAUAAAGCAGCUAAGAGCUCGAACAGUUUCGUUGAAACUCUUUGAAACUGACUACCUGCAUUAGAGGUCCAUGUUACCUGCACACUGGCUAUCGCAGCGUCUUCACCAUUUUUGGGGUUCCUCCAAUAUAAUGAUUGUACUCAAGUUGUGUUUGCCGCUAAAACACUGAAGCUAAACGGCCCUCUAUACAUGUGGCUCCAAACUCUGGCUCUAUCAAACUCGGCCAUGAUUUUUCUGAUUUACUCCGCUAAAAUCGGAGACUUCAGAGGUGCG
Molecule: messenger RNA, 4846 nt
Organism: Porites evermanni
Lineage: Eukaryota; Metazoa; Cnidaria; Anthozoa; Scleractinia; Poritidae
Source: the annotation of a GenBank genome assembly